Molecule: messenger RNA, 486 nt
Organism: Anoplopoma fimbria (sablefish)
Lineage: Eukaryota; Metazoa; Chordata; Actinopteri; Perciformes; Anoplopomatidae
Product: histone H2A-like
Exons: 1
Coding region: 16-402 (128 amino acids)
Cellular component (GO): nucleosome
Molecular function (GO): structural constituent of chromatin; protein heterodimerization activity; DNA binding
Source: RefSeq, a predicted model, not a curated record
CGAAGUACGUGAAAUAUGUCUGGAAGAGGAAAGACCGGAGGUAAGACCAGAGCGAAGGCAAAGACCCGCUCUUCUCGGGCCGGGCUCCAGUUCCCCGUCGGCCGUGUCCACAGACACUUGAGGAAGGGUAACUACGCCCAGCGUGUCGGUGCCGGAGCUCCGGUGUACCUGGCGGCGGUGCUGGAGUACCUGACCGCUGAGAUCCUGGAGCUGGCUGGAAACGCUGCCCGCGACAACAAGAAGACCAGGAUCAUCCCCCGUCACCUGCAGCUGGCCGUCCGCAACGACGAGGAGCUCAACAAGCUGCUGGGCGGAGUGACCAUCGCUCAGGGCGGCGUGCUGCCCAACAUCCAGGCGGUGCUGCUGCCCAAGAAGACCGAGAAGGCCGCCAAGAGCAAGUGAAGCUCCGCAGUGCUCUCAGUCAACACAACGGCUCUUUUAAGAGCCACCCACUCCCCUUAAAGAGAGAAAUCCUGAUAAACACCA